UUGUGUGGGCGUUACGCAUACGGAGGGGAAUCGCAUCAACAACUACUUCUGCACUACCUGUCAGGAAAAGAAUGACUCUCUGAAAAUUACGUACAAAGCGGAGGAUUAUCCCGUCCUAUUGACCGGAAUUGCACAAACAGUCGCAGACGGCGCCCUCCGCCAGGUGUUCGAAAAAAUCGGGAAAAUUAAAAACAUUUUCAUCUUCAAUAAUUCCGAUUCAUCUCGCUCCGGAUUAGUCAUCUUUUACGAUCCUCGUGAUGCCGAGAAUGCCGUCACCAACAUCAGCGGCCAAGAACUGAAUGGCUCGGAGCUGUGUGUCGUGGAAGGGCGACGGAUUCCGGUGCUAAAUGCACAGAACCUAUACAUUUUAAUGCAGAUUGAAAAAAAACUGGAUUCCGAUCUGAAGGAGCUGGAUACCGUGCUCCGUGGCCAGAACGAUCCAGUCGCCGCACAAGUGCUGGACAUUCUGAACAACACAGCCUUAGAUGCCCUCGUCAACCACUCGGCUGCACUGGUUAUCGACCGCAGCUUGCCGGGUUUGACAGCCGUAUACUUCUCUGCAGCGGACGGGAUUUCUCGAGAAUCUGGGAAGGACUCUCUGCGGGAGUUGAAUACUUCUUACCGCCGACAGGAAAUUCGUUUCCUGUUUUGGCCACCAGAAGAAAACGAAAACGAUUGCGGCUUGAAAAUUACCGGUAAAGCGACGAAUAAGAGCCGUUCGGAGAAGAAACCGCGCAAAUCGACCUCCAAGAAGGCGCUGAAACGGAAGGAUUUCUCGCGCCCCUCCGACGCCCUUUCACGCGGUCCCGCCACCCAGACCAGUGAGCCGGCGGCAGGAAAUGGAGACAGUAACGGACCGGCCAGCACCUCUGUCUCUGCAUCGGACCCGGGAGAUGACGAAGACUGGGAAUUGCCAGACGAGAGCGCUGUUUCGUCUUCUUCGUCGGUUGCCCCGUGCAAGACUCGUGCCGCCAGAAAGCGAAAGAGCGCCCGUCGCCGCCCCUUUAACGUUCGAAAGACCCCGGCGUCUCUUCAAGCACAUGCCAAUUCAGCUGCCGGCUUUGGGCAGUCUCAGGCUGGUCCAUCCGGAGCAAUGGCGCCACAGGAUGAUACCGUGGUGGAAGUGAUGAAAGAGAACGUUGUGGGCGAGAACGUUGUGGACGAGAACGUUGUGGACGAGAACGUUGUGGACGAGAACGUUGUGGACGAGAACGUUGUGGACGAGAACGUUGUGGACGAGAACGUUGUGGACGAGAACGUUGUGGACGAGAACGUUGUGGACGAGAACGUUGUGGACGAGAACGUUGUGGACGAGAACGUUGUGGACGAGAACGUUGUGGACGAGAACGUUGUGGACGAGAACGUUGUGGACGACAACGGUGUGGACGACAACGGUGUGGACGACAACGGUGUGGACGACAACGGUGUGGACGACAACGGUGUGGACGACAACGGUGUGGACGAGAACGGUGUGGACGAGAACGUUGUGGACGAGAACGUUGUGGACGAGAACGUUGUGGACGAGAACGUUGUGGACGAGAACGUUGUGGACGAGAACGUUGCGGGAGAGAACGUGGUUCUCCAGCCGGACGAAAUUCUUCCCGUUUCUCCAGAUCCACAAAGCUGGGACUUGAACAGCUUUAAGGAAGAACUGGGCCGCAUGUAA
Paramacrobiotus metropolitanus is the source of this 1666-nucleotide messenger RNA. RefSeq lists its product as uncharacterized. NCBI's taxonomy places the organism in Eukaryota, Metazoa, Tardigrada, Eutardigrada, Parachela, Macrobiotidae. The record is from RefSeq and is a predicted model, not a curated record. The coding region runs from base 371 to 1666 and encodes 431 amino acids. The transcript has 5 exons.